Molecule: messenger RNA, 5982 nt
Organism: Acinonyx jubatus (cheetah)
Lineage: Eukaryota; Metazoa; Chordata; Mammalia; Carnivora; Felidae
Gene: MCTS1
Product: MCTS1 re-initiation and release factor
Exons: 6
Coding region: 580-1128 (182 amino acids)
Biological process (GO): formation of translation preinitiation complex
Molecular function (GO): RNA binding
Source: RefSeq, a predicted model, not a curated record
GCUGCUCACAAAGUCGGUGGGGUGGGGGUGGGGAAGAGGGCGAGAGCAAGGAACCUCUUUCUCUCUCCCCCGCCCCUGCCAUCCUUACUCACUAAGGUUUUCUAGAGUACUAUGCUCUUACUCGCAACUUGCAACAUUUAAGCUUUCCAUCCCUAAUCUUCAGUCGGGUUUUGAUCUUCCCACCCUCGUUUUCUUUUUCCUUACUCCUCUUUUUCUUUUGCCUCCUCUCCCAGUCCUAUCGCCAUCCCUAGGGUUCUACCAAUCACAUCCUUGUACUGUGAUUUAAGGGUAUAUCCUCUUUAGCUGAGAGGAGAGCUCUGCACUCACUGCCAUAUGUUUAUUAGUUAUGAACUGAAUAAGGGAAGGCUUGACUUCCUGGGUCAUGGGAGUGAAGGAGUCUGGGUGACAGGAAGCAAGCGGCCUGUCAUGCCUAUUGCCUAGCUGCCAGAUUAACCUUGUCUUCAAAAUAGCGUGAUUGCCCCAUAGGCUACUCAGUAUAAGGAAGACAAAAAUUCUCUGGGAACCUACUUAGUGGGUCUGCCUUCCAGAUUUGGUAGACGCAAAAAGCAAAGGGGGAACAUGGGCAAAGGAAGAUUUGAUGAAAAAGAAAACGUGUCUAACUGCAUCCAGUUGAAAACCUCAGUUAUAAAGGGUAUUAAGAACCAAUUGAUAGAGCAAUUUCCAGGUAUUGAACCAUGGCUUAAUCAAAUCAUGCCUAAGAAAGAUCCUGUCAAAAUGGUUCGAUGCCAUGAACAUAUAGAAAUCCUUACAGUAAAUGGAGAAUUACUGUUUUUUAGACAAAGAGAAGGGCCUUUUUAUCCAACCCUAAGGUUACUUCACAAAUAUCCUUUUAUCCUGCCACACCAGCAGGUUGAUAAAGGAGCCAUCAAAUUUGUUCUCAGUGGAGCAAAUAUCAUGUGUCCAGGCUUAACUUCUCCUGGAGCUCAACUUUACCCUGCUGCAGUAGAUACAGUUGUUGCAAUCAUGGCAGAAGGAAAACAGCAUGCUCUGUGUGUUGGAGUCAUGAAGAUGUCUGCAGAAGAUAUUGAGAAAGUCAACAAAGGAAUUGGCAUUGAAAAUAUCCAUUAUUUAAAUGAUGGGCUGUGGCAUAUGAAGACAUAUAAAUGAGCCUCAGAAGGAAUGCACAUGGCUAAAUAUGGAUAUUGUGCUGUAUCUGUGUUUGUGUGUGUGACAGCAUGAAGACAGUACCUCUGUGGUUAUGCUGAAUAAAUUCAACAGAUGCUAAAAUUCUGUUAGCUUCAAAAAUUAUUUUAAUUUUUCUUAAAGUCCAGUUAAAAUUGGGUAGCAGACUUGGACAUUAAGAGGUAUCUGGUAAGUAAUCAAACUCAGACAACUUAAUGUCCUUUCUUAGGCCAAUAAUGUAAAAUUGAAGGGCAGGACUUGGUAGAUGAACCUGCCGACCUCCCAGAGAAUCUGGCUACUUAAUGGGGCUGGAAGCUGGACUGGGAAUUUUCUCCUAUUACCCUAGAAAUGCCUCUUCUCUUUUGUGUGUGUUUUUUGUUUGUUUGGUUGUCAUUUUUAAACUUUUCAUUAUGGAAAAUUCCAAGCAUAUGUAAAAGUACGUGGGGAAUAGUAGUAUAAUGGACCUUUUCUGUAUCCGUCACCCAGCUUCAAUUCAUGGCAAAUCUUACUUCAUCUAUAUCUCAUUUACUCCUUCCCCACCCCACUCCCUGAUUAUUUUGAAGCAAAUCCCAGAUAUCUCAUUUUAUCCACAGUAACUUAAAUAUGUAUCUUUAAAAGCUAAAUUUUUUAAAAAACAUCAUUACACCUAAAAUAUCGUUAUCACACCCCAAAAAAGAACUAUUUCUUAAUAUGAUCAAAUAUCUUGUUUAAAUAUGUGACAAAUGAACUUGAUUGCCUCUCUUUUUCAUUUUUUUAACCAUUCGUUUGCUUGAAAUUGGUACCAGACAAGGUCCAUAUAUUGCAUUUAGUUGUUAUUUAUUUAAGUCUCUUAAUCUAGAAGGUCUCCCUUUGUAUUUUCCCUUUAAAUUAAUUAUUGAAGGAAUCUGGUUGUUUUGUCUUACAGAGUUUUCUCCCACAUUCUGGAUUUUGUUGAUUGUAUCGCUGUAAAGUAAUUUAACUUGUUUUUAUGUCCCCUGUAUGACCUGUACACAGAUAGGCUUGAAGAGAUUCAGGUUCAAUUUAUUUAGCGCCCUGGCCUGAAGCUGGGUAAACUCAUACUACACAGAUGCCCAGAACUUCCAGAUUUGGGUCCUUACUGUAUUCCCCCAAAGAGCGUGUAUGUCCUAUCCUAAGUGGCAUAUGAAGGCCAUGGACUUAUUUCAGUAAGAACAGUAAGCUCUUUUGGGAGUUAAAGGAGCAGUUAUGAAUUUACAUAGCGACAAUAGGCAUUUCUUCCUAAUAACCUCGCUGUUCUAGUGUCUCAGCCAUUUUCAUUUGGUUGUUUACAAAUAUGUGACAUGUGGUUUUAUUUUUCAGAUGGAUACAGACAUUUACAAGAUUGUGGUGACCUGUGUUACAGUUAGAAGUUGGUGAGAAAGGUGAGGGUGGAUAGUAAAAAGAGGGAGACCAUUUGGCUGGCUGUUGCAGCUAGGCCUCCCAAGAUACAACAUAGGUGAAGGUUGUAGAUCCAGGGUCUGACCCUCAGACUGAGAAACCAUCUCCCACUAAAUGAAACUUGUAAGACUUGGAGAUUCCCACAUUAGAAUGUGAAUGUGUUCAUCUAUAGUGCUAAGUCUGCUUAGGGUAAACAAUUAGGAAACUGGAAGUUUCUUGGUGAACUUGGAUAAGAGUAAAGGAAGGUUGAAAAUUUGGGGGAGUAUUUCAUCUGGGCUGGGGUAAGGCUUAGAGAACUUUUCUUGCUUCAUCAUUAGUUACAAUGCUUAUGUCUGCCAAAAUCUUUCCUAGCCCAUAGAGGUGCCCUGAUAUUUUACUUUCUCUAGCCUUUUGAAGUUCUUUGUAGAAUAUUUGCUUUUGUUAUGACAGUUAUAUCCUACAACUUUCCGUAUUGUUACAUUUUCCUAUUUAUUCCUGGUGUAUAAAAGUGUAAAUAGUCUCCUCAGUAGCCCAUUUAUAAAUCCUCUUUCCGGGUAUGUUUCUUCAGCAGGUCUCAUGUUAUGCUGACUUACUGGUUUCAAAGUCAGAUGUCUUUCCAUUUGAGGGAUGAGACGCCCUAUUUGAGGCCUGUAGCACCUGGUGUUCUUAAGAAGAAAAUAUCUGAGUCACUGAUGUCAAAACCGAACUUUGAACCUUUAUUGUUGGUACUAAGUUAAUGUUAAUUGACCAAGAUUGCCUAUGGAGUGAUGGCAAUGAAAACAAAGCACUCGCAUAUUAGAGAAGUUAAAACCUUUAAUUGCCUGGUUUCUGAAAUAAUUUAUCCUUGUUUCUAACCACUGUUAACAGUGGGUGUACGGAACACUUUAAAAAUAUUUAACAUCAUCAUCUGUGCUUGUUUUUCCUACUAUGCUGAGGUACAGUGACUGUGUUGCCUUGGUGAUGUGGACUAAAUAUGUAUGUUUUCUCCUUCCCCUGGGUCUGAGGCCUCAGGUCAUGGUGUUAAUCAGGGGUGUCACUCUACACUGGGAGCCUGAUCAGUUUCUAAGCAUAAGGUCGUGCAGGAAAGCUAAUUCAAAGAGGUUAAACUAGCAUAUCAGCCUCUUUGUGCUGCGUUUAAAGGAAACUUAGUUUACCCACAUUCCUGAGAUUACGAAUACAGGGAGAGCCUGUUUUCUCUCAGGCAAUGUGUCUUCGGUUCAUUUUUUAGUUUCCAAAUUAAUUUUGUGUCAAGCCAGCCUACAAUCUUGCCAUUUCUGUGUAUAUGACAUCCUUAGUCAGCCAAGGUCAGUUCAACUCAAUGGACAUUUAUUGAAUAUUUGCUAGCUUCUAGGUGACGUGACACAAAGAUGAAUAAUACACAGGUGGCCCUUGCCCUUAAGGAGCUUCCAGUCUAGUGGGUAAAUUGACAUUUAAGAAAACCUGGGUAAUGGUUACAGCCCAAUACCAAUUUAUAAAGCCACUGGGAAGUUACUAAUACUUUUCCAAUUUCAGUCACUAAAAUUUGCAAAUUACACAUGAGCUAAAUAUAAAAAUAUUGCUUAGAUUGUAUCCAAUGUGAGAAGGUUAAAAAAAUCCAGAUGUCUUGGAGUUGCAAGGAUUGAGCAUUCCAACUCAAAGGUUGUCCCAUUGUGCAAUAAUAUAAAGGCCUGUUCAGCCCUCUUCUAGCAGACUAUUAUAGUGGUUUGGUGGUGUUUUGUUGGCAGCUGCAUUUUUCCUUUUCUUGUUCUUUUUUUUUUUUGUGAAUGUUCUGGACCCAAAACAGGCAGCUGGAUUUAUCCCAGGGGUAGUCAUGAACAUUUCCAAUAUGAGAUUUGAUAGUCCCCAAACAGAAGGUCAUAUGGCAUUUGUCAAAUAAUGAUUAUAUCUAGCCAAGUUCCUCCUCUGCAUACAAAUCAGCUACUGAGGAUACAGUAUUUCUAAGCAUAGUGCUUCAGAAGAUAAAAGAAUGACAAAUGACUCAAUUUGCAGAUGUGUUUCAUUACAGUAAAAUAUUUCACUUUUUUGUUGUGAGAAUAUUAAUCAUGUAGCAAUUAUAUAUUAAUGGGAAUAUGAAAUGAAUGUAUACCCAAACAAAAUAUAGUAAAUAUUUUUAACUUUGUUUAUCUAGGUUCCUUAAUUUUGAGAAUAUGUCUCUCAAGGCUCUUCAGGAGACUCAAAAUGUUCCAAUUUCUAAAGGAGUAUCCACUAAACCUGAUUUAUAAUGAAAGGAAAAAAAUGAAAAUGCAUGCAUCCUGUGUCACUAUAACCAUCACUUCUGAGGUCUCAAGCAAUCAGAAGCUUACUCAAGCUAUAACCUGUAAGAAUUAGGCCACUGAAAUAUAUUUGGAAAGCCCUUCAGAACACUUGUGUUUAGUAUGUUGUUAAUUGUAUUUAGAUUAAAUAUAAUUGUAUUCUUAAUAUCUCAGUCUCUCAGCAACAGUUCCUAAAGAAAUCCUGUCUUUCAACAUGGAGACUGAUGCGUGUAAAUGUAUAUUUUGCAUGAUGUUUUUAUACUUUUGUAUGUAUACUUUAUUAUGCUUUUUGUAGCAGGUAAAAGAAUGACUACCUAUAAUGAACUAUAACACUACUUUGUUUCAUAUUAUAUUAAAACUAAUUAAGUACUUGUAAAGGACUGGAACUCUAUCAGAACAGGAAUGAAUGAAUGUGAUUGAGAACCAGUUUUUAAAUCUAUAUUGACACUAUUAGACAGGUAGGUUGGUUGGGUUGAUUGGUUGAUUGGUUUAAAAGGUUGGCCUCUUGGAGAAUAUAAUUUAUGUAUGGAUAAAUAUACAGGAGAUGAUUUGCUGGAAUUCUCCUGGUAAUAUCAUGUUCAUUAGAACAGGUCAUGGGGAGGAAAAAUAGAUGAAAACAUCCAAACUAAUUAGUACUAUUAAUAUUUGCCUCUUGGAGUGAAAAAUGAAAGGACACCAAAUUUUAUCCUUGAAUACUUUGAGAAAUAAAAGAUUAAUUAGUGAAAUAAUUUCUAAUUAAGGGGUGCCUGGGUGGCUUAGUCAGUUGGGCGUCUGACUCUUGAUUUUGGCUCAGGUCAUGGUCCCAGGGUCAUGGGAUCGAGCCCUAUGUUGGGCUCUGUGCUGAGCAUGGAGCCUGCUUAAGAUUUUUUGUCUCUCUCUCUCCCCCCCACCCACCGCCUCCCUCCCUCUCUCUCUCUCUCUCUCUUCCCCUUCCCCACUCAUGUGUGUGCACUCUCUAAAAUUAAAAAAAUUUUUUUCUAAUCAAAACCCCAGUUGUUGGGAUGCCUGGGUGGCUCAGUCGGUUAAGCGUCUGACUUCAGCUCAGGUCAUGAUCUCAUGGUUUGUGAGUUCGAGCCCCACAUCAGGCGCUGUGCUGACAGCUCAGAGCCUGGAGCCUGCUUCAGAUUCUGUGUCUCAUUCUCUCUGCCCCUCCCCGACUUGUGCCCUGUCUCUAUCAAAAAUAAAUAAAUAUAAAAACAAACAAACAAAAAAA